Molecule: messenger RNA, 1760 nt
Organism: Owenia fusiformis
Lineage: Eukaryota; Metazoa; Annelida; Polychaeta; Sabellida; Oweniidae
Source: the annotation of a GenBank genome assembly
UUCUAAACCAAAACUAGAUUUAAAAAUGUUUCAGAUAAUUGGACUGAAAUAGCUGAAGUACCUAGUGUAGUGUAGAUAGGCCUGUGAUCAACCAGUUUUUGACAUUAAACAGUUUGAGGAGUUCCAGUUUGAUGGAUCUAAUAGACCUCAUACGAAUGAUUCUUGACAUGGUUGGAUUAGAUCUGUUUGAAAUGCCUCAACCUGUAUGGACUGUUGGUAGACAAAGAGAUGGAAUGUCUCCUCGUUAUCAUAAUAUUGUUCGUAGAAUUGGAAGUGCUCUACCUAUAGAGGGAGCAAAAAGGAUACAUAUACAGAAGAGUUUAGUUGGGUAUAAACAAGAGCCAAAAGCCAUAGCAGAGAGAUGUCCAAACUUGGGUGACCUUAGUUGGGUGAUGAAAUACAAUGGAGACAGCUGCAUUGUCGUCAAGGGGACUGAAUUUGACAGAGAUGAUAGUUCAUCAUUUGGGGAUGAUACAUUAUUAAAUGAGGAGCCCCUGAGAUGCUCCACUCCCCUGAACCAGACCACUGACUCCACUGUUUACCACACACCAGAUGUUAAAGCCAUGGAGAAGAUCAGUCAGCUUGAAGAUGAGCUUGCCAAGAUGAGAGCCCAGAUUGCUAGUAUUGUAAUGGCUCAAGAACAGAGCACUGUUACUCCAAGUGUCGCUGACAAUUCACAUAUAGGAGCUGCUGGGCCGACUGUUCCACCACCACCACCAGCGCCACCUAUGGGUGGUCCCCCACCACCCCCUCCUCCUCCUCCCCCAAUGCUGGCCCUACCCACAAAGUCCAUCAAUGAUAUCAUCAGAGAGAACAAAGCCAAGUCAGGUGGUGCAGCUGGCAGUUCAAACACAAAGCCCCAGGCAUCAUUGCCAAAUAUGAGUGAUGUUCUUAAAGGAUUAGGAAAAGUCAAAUUAAACAGAGUCAAAAGGUCCCCAGGAGGAACACCACUGCGCCAGAAACCACUCAUUUCUGACUCGAGCGAUCCAGCCUCUAUGAUCGCCGCAGCUCUCAAGAAAAGGUUUGCCUCCCAAAGACGUCUAGCAACUCCACCAUCCACUCCAGAGCAAGAUAAAGAAAACAGUGCAAAUGGGUUCUCCCCAUUAGCGUCCCCAACACAUAUUGCAGUGAAAAGUGCCAUGCCUGACAAUCCAGUGGUCCCAGGGCCGCAUCUUUUGAAAAAUCGGAGGAAAUCAGGCUCAAAGAGACUUUCUGGAGGUUUAUCUCCCUCAAAGCGAAGAUCCUUAACAACUGUGAAGGAAAACCAAUGUGCAAGUCCUUUAUCAACUGUCAAUCAAAAUACAAUUGUUCCUAAUUAGGGAGGGGUUUAUCUAAAACAUAUGUUGUUGUUGUAAAAGGACAUGACAGUUCACUGAAGAGACUAUUGACUAUUGCAAUUAAAGGGACAUUCCUCACAUCAUUUUAAGAGUAUUCAUCAAUUGGACGAGAGACCAUUGCAAUUAAUGAGUCACUCAUAUUAUUUAAGAGUAUAUCAUCACUUAUUUGAUAGAUUGGUGAUUAUUAGAAAUUGAUCUCUGUAUUAUCUUGAUCAUUUCUACUACUCCUAAAGUAACUGUGGAAUGGUUAAUAGAAUCUUGAUGAUUUAGUUUCACAAAAAUGAAUUUGAAUUGUAUGGUGCUGUGGAAUUUCAAGAUUUUAAUAUCAAACAAGAGUGAAAACUAUUUUAGUAAAUUGGUUACUCUGCUCAAAUAUCAACUCAGUUUAAAACAAUUUUAAAAUGUAAAAUCAUGUUUUACAAU